Molecule: messenger RNA, 6070 nt
Organism: Penaeus monodon (black tiger shrimp)
Lineage: Eukaryota; Metazoa; Arthropoda; Malacostraca; Decapoda; Penaeidae
Product: putative neural-cadherin 2
Biological process (GO): homophilic cell-cell adhesion
Cellular component (GO): plasma membrane; catenin complex
Molecular function (GO): calcium ion binding; cadherin binding
Source: RefSeq, a predicted model, not a curated record
UCUCUGCGAAGUCUCUCCGACGGGCGUUGGCUCUUCGUCAUGGCCGUCAACGUGCUGAUGCCGCUGCUCAUCCCACUCGGGGAACAGAUCACUAACGAGACCCAGCUGACUGGGGUGGGCAACCUGGCCUUCACGCAUCCUAAGUUCGAGGUUUUUGUGAAGGAAAACGCCUCACCAGUUUUGCUCUUAACACUGCAGGCGGCCAGCAACUCUACGGACGCCGAUGUCAUGUACAGCGUGGUCGCGGGGGGGCUGGCGGGUCUGUUUCUGGUCGACGGGUCCUCAGGUCACCUCACACUCACGUCUCCGCUAGACUAUGAGGCCAGACACACGUACGAGGUGAUCGUUGGUGAGGGUGAGGGACGUGAACGACCUCCCGCCCACGUUCUCACGCCCACUCUUCGAGACGCAGAUCACCGAGGAGGACGACAGACACCUGCCCAAGCCCAUCCUACAGGUGUCAGCCAUGGACGGGGACGUGAGCGACGAGAGCCGCCUCGUCUACACGCUGACGGGAGACGGCGUCGCGACCGUCAACAGCAGCUUCUCCGUCAGCGACAACUCCGGGCACAUCCACCUCCUCAGACCCCUGGACCGAGACGCGCCGACGGGGAGGGCCCGCUGGGAGCUCCAGGUCUCGGCCACCGACGGGGUCCACGCAGCCAGCGCCCUCGCCGUUCUUCUCCACGCUCGUCAUCAACGGCACCGUGCCCGAGAACGCCAAAGCGGGCUCUGAAGUGACGCAGGUGUCGGCCACGGAUUACGACGACCCGCUGGAGAGCACGAACGCAAUCCUGACGUACGCCGUCGAAAAGAACGUCAUUGACGAGUUGUCCGGUCAGCCGAUCUUCACCAUCGACCCCAACACGGGAAGGAUAACGACUGCUCUCUGUUGCCUGGACCGAGAGAAGACGCCAACGUACGCCAUCCAGGUCGUUGCUUCUGACGGAGGGGGUCUCAAAGGAACGGGCACGGUGCUGGUGGUCGUGGGAGACGAAAACGACGUGUCUCCCAAGUUCUCGAGGUCGGAGUGGCUUCUGACGGUGCACGAAUCGGUGCCCCUCAACACCUCCCUUGCUUUCCUCACCGUCGACGACCCCGACGUCACUAACGACUUCGCCUUUAGGGUAGUGAAGGGAAGCGGCCACGGCUGGGAGAGGUUCCGCGUGGUUCCUUCGGGCAAUGGCAGCGGGUCCCUGCAGGCGGUGAAGAAGCUGGACUUCGAAGACCCAGUGCAGAGGCAGGGCUUCAAGUUCAGGGUCCAGGUCUCAGAUCAGGGCGACUCCAACUGGGAGAGCAGCAAGCACGUGGACUCGGCGUGGGUGCUGAUCAAGCUCUUGGACGACAACGACAACGCGCCGCAGCUCUCCACGGAACUGGUCAACCUCACGCUCCCCGAGGACGUCCCCGUCGGCCGCUCGCUCGCCACCUUCACAGCCUCCGACAGGGACCAGGGCGGCAAGGGCGAGGUGCAUUACGCGAUAGCGCCCUCGAGCGACCCCGGGCGGCGGUUCGCCGUGGAUAGUACGGGCCGCGUGCGCCUGCAGCGCGGGCUGGACCGCGAGGCGUCGCCGCACCACACCGUCCUCGUGCUGGCCAUGGACCGGGGGGAGCCGCCCCGGACAACGCGCCGCACGUGGCCAGCCCCGACGGCAUCUUCGUGACGGAGAACAGCGGGCCGCAGCACGUGGCCGACCUCACCCUCGACGACCCCGACGACUGGAGCCUCGGCCACGGCCCGCCCUUCUCGGUGGCGCUCGACUCCCACGCGCCCAGGCACAUCAAGGAGACCUUCGCCGUCGACUUCGACCAGAAGGGCGACGAAGGGCGAGGCGUGGCCGUGGUGACGUCACUCGCGCCGCUGGACCGAGAAGUCGCCGCGACACGACUCCUGCCGCUGGUCGUCGGCGAUGCGCGGGGACUCACGGCUACGACCACCAUUACCCUCACGGUGGCAGACCUGAAUGACAACCUCAUGAGCUCAGCGGAUAAGACAGUUACCGUCAUUCGGUUGAGGGGCGAGACAGAAGCGCUCCCGUUGGGUCGUGUGUACGUGGACGACCCCGACGACUGGGACGUGGCCGACAAGACAUGGUCGUGGCGCACGCAUGAGAAACACCCGCUCUUCACCCUCGACAGCCGCACAGGGGAACUCACCAUGAGCGGCCAUGCAAGGGAUUCCACAUACUUCUUGCAGUUUUGGGUCAGUGACGUCACACAGAGGCAGGUGAACGUCCCCGCCAACGUCACUGUUAGCGUCACGAGUCUCAGCCGUGACGUCAUCAAGUGUGCUGUGCCCGUCACCAUCACAACACACACGCCUCAGGCUCUGAUUGCCGAGGGUUUGCACGUAGCUGGCUCAGCCCUGGACGCCCUUUUGACAUCCGUGGAGUCGAUCGCCAACGUGGGCGUGAGAGUCAUUUCGCUCGAGUCCCAGACGCUCAAACUGACGCCCGUGAAGAGGGGGGGCACCCGCGUGUGGCUGACGGCGCGCUCCAGACAGCCCUUGGACCAGCUCCUCCUUCUGCACCGUCGUCAGAUCUCCAGCGAAUCCGGAGUGGGCGUAGUGAACGUGGGCGUAGGUGCAUGUGUGACUACGCCGUCCAUGGAAGACAGGCGGGCGUGGGUAGUGGACGCCAACAAGACGGCCCUCGUCACGCCCCGCCUAGACGCCCUCGAUACAGGCUGCAGCUGCCACGCCCACCCGUCACACAUGAGGCAGCACCUCGCCCAUCUCGGGGGCGCCGACCAGCAGCCCAGCGUCGCCGCCGUCACCCACACCGCGUCGUGUCAGCCCAACCCAUGCCUCAACGGGGGCCGCUGCAUCGCCCUCGCCAACGGACCCAGAUGCGUGUGUCCUGAGGGCACCGCGGGUUCCCUGUGCAAGCAGCUGAGCCGCCACUUCAGAGGCGAAGGGUGGGUGUGGGCGGCGCCCAUCCCACCCUGUAGCCGCGCCCACAUAUCCCUCGAAAUCCGCACGACGAGGGAGGAGAGCCUCCUUCUGUACGCGGGGCCCGGAGACAACCUGGCGCAGGCGUCGCCGCAGCUCCUGCAGGAGGACGUGCUGAGCCUCGAGCUACGCGGAGGGCGGCCGAGGCUGAUGCUGGACCUCGGCAGCAGCCCGAUCCUCCUCGAACCCGCCCACGCCCACGCCGCCCCCAAUCUGGCCGACGGGCGCUGGCACCGCCUCGACGUCGUCUGGGGCCACCAUCGAGUGGACGUGGUGAGCGACCUGUGUUUGGCGGGCGGAGAGUGCCGUCUCACAGCGCCCCUUCCCGCCACCUCCCUCACCCUGGGCGUGGCGGCUCCCCUGCAGGUGGGCGGCCUGGCCAACCCGCCGCCCGACCACCACGACCACGGCUGGCCGGCGCCCCUUACCGCCCGCGCCUUCCUCGGUUGCAUCCGAAACCUGCGCGUCAAUGGCGAGCUUCGUGACCUCGGCGAUGCGGUCCUGGGCGAGGGCAGUUCUCCGGGAUGUUUCCAUGGCGACGCAUGCGCAGACGGUGGGGUCCUGUGUCCGAAGCAGGCAAGGUGCGUGAGAAGCGACGCCGGGCCCAAGUGUGAGUGCCUUCCGGGCUGGGAAGGCGACACCUGCCACCUCAGGACACAGCCUGCCUCCUUCAGCGCCAGCAGUUACGUGAAAGUGGCCCUGUCUGCCGUGCCACCACCCAACACCACCACCGUUCACUUGAGAUUCCGCACGUGGGAGAGUUCGGGUCAGCUGCUGGCGCUGAGUUCCCAGCACGGGCGUGACCUCAUGGCGGUGCAUCUCGUGGGCGGCCAAGUCUGCCUCAAGCUCGCCCUCCACCAGAGCCCCACCAUGCACCUGUGCCUCCAGCAGGUGCACCUCAACGACGGCAAGUGGCACUCCGUCAGGAUAGAAAGGUUCGGGCAGUGGGCGGAGCUUGUAGUGGACGAAGGCGACGGGCCCCUCUACAACGCCACCGCCACGCCCUCCUCACUCCAGGGGUGGUCCACGCCCUUCCUGGUGGACCGGCAGGAAGGCGUGCACGUGGGCGGCUCGCCUGAGUACGUGGGCGUGAGCCUCUUCACCGUCCACCAUGAUUUCCACGACGGAUGCCUAGACGACCUCCGCGUGUCGGGCGUGAGUCUCCCUCUCCCGCCCCUCGUCAACACCUCCGCGUGGGCGCAGGCGACCAUGUUCACCAACGUCCAGCCAUCCUGCGCCGCGCCCGCCGCAUGCGCCAACGUCACCUGCCCGGAGCCGCUCACCUGUAUAGACGUUUGGCGGAGACAUCAGUGCGGCUGCAGCGACGGUUCAACGCUAACUCGAGAGGGAGGCAAAUGCAGGGAUGUGAAUGAAUGCGUCUGGUCUCCCUGUCUGAACGGGGGGACGUGUGUAAAUCAAGACCCAGGGUAUUUUUGCGUCUGUCCAAAAACAUAUAUAGGUGACAAUUGCGAGGGAGCAGCCAUUUCCGCGCCCUCGCUCUCUCUCUCCGUGGGCGCCCUCGUUACAGCGGUUGUGUUUGCCGCUCUCCUGUUCGCAGUGGUGCUCGCGGCGUACCUCGUGCACCGCCGGCGCCGCCAGAAGCGAAGUCUCUCGAAGAAGGCAAGUGCCGAGUCCUCGUUCGUGGAGAAGACGACCCAGGACGACAGCCUCCACGACGGCGAGCACGACUUGCCCGCCGACGUCAUCGAACUGCACCUCGCGAAGGACCUCAAGUUCUCGGGCGAGCGAUCCAAAAACGGCCACGAGAAAAUCGCCGGCGUUGACGUCCUCAGACACGAUGGCCCGCCCACGAAGAGAGGCGAGGGCGGGGCGGAGGGAGGGUGCGGGUGUCCCCACCUCCCCUCCCUCGAUGACCUUCGAAACUACGCCUACGAGGGAGACGGCAGUUCACCCGGGUCGCUCUCCUCGUGCUGUUCCGGAGGCGACGGAGGCGGCGAGGCGCGUCUCCUCGGAGGUUUCCAGGACGUCGCGACCUUACUGAACUGCCUCGGCGGGCAACCCGAGGGCGGCUCUCCGUCCCAUUCCGGCGCCGCCCUUGCGCAGCCGAGUAAGAAGACGCCGGCACCUUCCUCCUUCGGCGCGGCGGCGAAGGGCGUCGCCGGUGGCAGCCCUUCGGCGACGCAACUCCUCCUCGCGGGCAAGAAGGCGGACAAGGGCUGCGCCGGCGAGGCCAUCGCGAAGAAGAGCAUGAGUAUCUCCAUGUCGAAGGCGGACACGCUGGAGAUCGGCCUCCACAGCGGCGGCGCGGAGGCGGAGCUGCUCUUCCAGCCGGCCGCCGUCAGCAGCAAGUGCCACUCUCUGCCGCGGCUGCGCGUGCCGACCAUCUUCGUGAACAACCUCCACGGCGACCCAGGGGACACCAAGGGCCGCGAGACCUACCACUACUCCCUCAAGAGGAACAAGGCGCCCUUCGCCGUCGAGACCGCGCUAGGGAUCAGAGGUAAUCCCCCCGGGUGCUACUGCGCGCAGAUCCCUCCUCCUGCGGGAUUUGAGGAGAAUCCCUCGGUCGCGCACUUAAAAACUCGAAGUGCAUGCAGAGCGUGCGUCACGGUGGCGCUGCAGAGCGAGGAGCGGCUCAGCGCCUACGGCAUCCCCCGCCGCAGCCUGUCGGCGUCGACGGUCUCGUACCUGACGCCGGCCGGCCUCAACACGCAGCUGGUGCAGCCGGCCGCCGUCGCGCCACUCCCCCCCUGCGGCCACCGCACCUGCUCCUCCCUCAGCAGACAUUCGGCGGAGAAGGGCGCGGGCGUGUGUCCGUGCAAGGUGUCCGCCGUGUCUGGCCACAGUGACUACACGGGUGGGCAGAGUUGCCAGAUGCGCGCCGGGUCGGAGAAACUGGGCGGCGGGCGGGGAUAGUACUCAGAAGGCGGGCGGGGUGGACGUCGGAUCAAUGUUUGGAUCUACGAUAUAUGUGCCUCUAUGUUUAAUACAGUGUUUUUAUGGAAUAUUAAAGAAUUAACAAAGAUUCAUCAAUCUGUCUUUCACCUUUGUGUGCUACACUGACUCUAGGUGCGAGAGAUUCGACAAAGGUCAUGAUUUAUACUUUUGUAAAUCUGUAGCUGUGUACAUCACUUUGUGAAAAUAAAGUCAUAUACGGAA